Antrostomus carolinensis (chuck-will's-widow) is the source of this 978-nucleotide messenger RNA. RefSeq names its product phosphoglucomutase-like protein 5. Gene Ontology annotation, cellular component: adherens junction; cytosol; sarcolemma. Gene Ontology annotation, molecular function: phosphoglucomutase activity. The annotation marks the transcript as partial. The record is from RefSeq and is a predicted model, not a curated record. The transcript has 6 exons. Gene Ontology annotation, biological process: myofibril assembly; carbohydrate metabolic process; striated muscle tissue development. Lineage: Eukaryota; Metazoa; Chordata; Aves; Caprimulgiformes; Caprimulgidae.
GGGCUUGGUAGAGGCCAGGGCUUAUGUGGCCCAGGAUAUGGGGAGCAGUGUUGGGGGGGGUACACUGGUGAGGGUGGGGACACCAUCAAGGGUAGUGUGGUGGUGUUCAGUCUUCAGCAGCUGGGAGCAAACGUGCGGGAAGCAAAUGCACAGCAGCCGGAGUGGCCUGGAGUGUCAGGUGUUGCGAGCAAGAUCGGCAGAUUGGUUAUUGGACAGAAUGGUAUCUUAUCUACACCUGCUGUUUCAUGUAUCAUCCGAAAGAUCAAAGCAGCUGGUGGAAUUAUUCUAACAGCUAGCCACAGUCCUGGGGGACCUGGAGGAGAGUUUGGAGUCAAGUUUGAGGUUGCCAAUGGAGGACCUGCUCCAGAUAUAGUUUCAGAUAAAAUCUAUCAGAUCAGCAAAACCUUGGAGGAAUAUGCCAUUUGUCCUGAUCUCAGAGUUGAUUUAUCACGCCUAGGAAGACAAGAAUUUGAUCUGGAGAACAAAUUCAAACCUUUCCGAGUGGAAAUUGUGGAUUCUGUGGAUAUCUACCUCAAUCUCCUUCGAAGUAUCUUUGACUUCAAUGCGAUCAGAAAUUUACUGACCGGACCCAACCAGAUUAAAAUAAGGAUUGAUGCCAUGAAUGGAGUUAUGGGACCUUAUGUGAGAAGGAUCCUGUGUGAUGAAUUGGGAGCUCCUGCAAAUUCUGCUAUAAACUGUAUUCCUCUGGAGGAUUUCGGUGGACAGCCUCCUGAUCCCAAUUUAAUGUAUGCAACUGCCCUGCUGGAGGCUAUGAGAGGUGGAGAGUAUGGAUUUGGAGCUGCUUUUGAUGCUGAUGGAGACCGCUACAUGAUCCUUGGCCAAAAUGGUUUCUUUGUUAACGCAUCGGAUUCAUUGGCUAUAAUUGCUGCCAACCUGUCUUGCAUUCCAUACUUUUGUCAGAUGGGUGUCCGAGGAUUUGGCAGGAGCAUGCCUACCAGCACAGCCCUGGACAAGUAA